CCGCCCCCCUCGGCGGCUCUUUCUCUCUCAGCGCGACGCUCCUCAGCGGCAAGAUGGCGGCGGCGCAGCCGGAGUCCCGCGACGGAGCCGCGCAGUCGGCGAAGCCGGCGUCCGAGACUGACCCCCUCAGCCGUUUUACGUGUCCCGUGUGCCUGGAAGUGUUCGAGAAGCCGGUGCAGGUGCCCUGCGGACACGUCUUUUGCUCUGCAUGCCUGCAGGAAUGUCUGAAGCCGAAGAAACCUGUCUGUGGGGUGUGUCGCAGCGCUCUGGCACCUGGCGUCCGAGCUGUGGAGCUCGAGCGGCAGAUCGAGAGCAUAGAGACUUCUUGCCAUGGCUGCCGUAAGAAUUUCGUCCUAUCUAAGAUCCGGGCCCACGUGGCUUCAUGUUCCAAAUACCAGAGUUACAUCAUGGAAGGUGUAAAGGCCACCACCAAGGACGCAUCCCGUCAGCCAAGAAAUGUCCCAAACCGAUAUACCUUUCCUUGUCCUUACUGUCCCGAGAAGAACUUUGACCAGGAAGGACUUGUGGAGCACUGCAAACUCACUCACAGCACGGACACCAAGUCUGUGGUGUGUCCCAUCUGUGCCUCAAUGCCCUGGGGAGACCCCAGCUACCGCAGCGCUAACUUCAUGGAGCAUAUCCAGCGCCGCCACCGCUUCUCCUACGACACUUUUGUGGAUUAUGAUGUUGAUGAAGAUGACAUGAUAAACCAGGUGUUGCAGCGCUCCAUCAUUGACCAGUGAACCGGGUCCUGGCUGUCCACCUCACUCUAGAGCUUCCAUUGUGCAUUAAGUGUGAGUCCUUGACUCCUGCACCUCACAUGUAAUGCAGAUCUGGAAUUGAGCCAUGGCACCAGACAGGGUCACUUCUUCAAGGGUGAUGGGCCCCUAGGGCAGAGAGAGCCCUGUUUCCUCUGGGCUCUUACCAGCAUUUGUCUUCCCCCUGGUAACCUUGUUUGUCCCAUGAUCUGCUUUCACUGCACCUCAGCUACUGCCUGCUUUAAGAAGAGUCCAGCUUCUUAUCCCACAGGAUCUUAUUCUCAUUCAUUCUGUUGUCCAGUGUUCAUCUCUCAGGUCCUCCUAGCCAGCCAGGACCUUCCCUGGGCUGUGAAUAGCACAAUAAAGCAGGGACUCCUUGCCUUGGCCCUGAGGUGCCUUGGUUCUGCAGUUUACUGGGCCAGGACUGCUCCUCUUCUGGGUGCAGCGCAGUCUGAUGGUAGAUGUUUUGGUUACUGCUGUUCCCUACACCUGCACAUUGGCACACCUGACGGCUUCUGUCUUAAAUGCCUGACGGUGCCUUUUUAGCAUAAGGUAUCACCAUAGAAUUGUAGUGGAAAUGCUGGGUAGCAAAGAUGGGGUGUGUUCGUCUGUAAGUAGGGAGAAGGUUGUAGGGGUGUGUGGCUUUUGGUUUUCUUUGAUCCUGAUGGGUAUUCUCAGGUGGCUGGGUCGUGUGCCCUCUAUUGUUGAGUAUCUGCUGACAUUCUUGCUGAAGAAUUGGAGGGAGGCACCGACUGCUGUGUGCUGCUUGGCAACGUGAUGAGCCUGAGCAGUAUUGCUGCCUCCUUGUGCAAGUAUAUGUUUUAAACCUGCCUUUUGGUGUGGAGGUAGCAGUAAAGCCAGGGUCAUACCCAUGGGAAGUUAAGAAAGUUAGGCCCCUGCGCAGUAGAGGGAGGUGGUCUGCUGGAGGCUUUCUUGAGCAGCAGCUCUAAAAGCUGGAAAUCCAGCACAUUUUACAGAGCACAAGGAAGAGCACCACCAGUCUGUUCCACACAACAGACCCUCUAGCAGACCUAGGGCUUUGGGAUAAGUCAUCUUUCCAGUCAUGUGGCUCUGGUCCAGCUGAGACUGCAUGCUACAUUGUGCUUCUGACACCACACCUCCACAGUGGUGCCUCUGCCUGCCAGGGCAAAGCUAGCUCAGAUACCAGCAGAGUCAGACAGGAUCAUUUUGCCAACGUUACUGCUGCUUCACUGUACCCUCUGGAAAGGUUUGCUCAGGAGAUGUGUGGAGGGAGGUUCCACAAGACCUUGCCCUGAGGAACUGAAAAAGGCACAGCUGUGCCACAGUGUGGCAGGGACCUCCUGUCCUGCAUCACACUCGCUGUUUCUAAUAUAAUGACUUUCCAGAAAGUGUGGUUAUGUUCUGUCUUUUAAAAGAUGAAAUAAAAAUAAAUUUCAUAAUUUAUCCAA
This is a messenger RNA of Mastomys coucha (southern multimammate mouse), 2188 nucleotides long. It is a transcript of the gene Rnf114, whose product is annotated as ring finger protein 114. Gene Ontology annotation, biological process: protein polyubiquitination; ubiquitin-dependent protein catabolic process. Bases 54 to 743 code for a protein of 229 amino acids. The record is from RefSeq and is a predicted model, not a curated record. The transcript has 6 exons. Lineage: Eukaryota; Metazoa; Chordata; Mammalia; Rodentia; Muridae. Gene Ontology annotation, molecular function: ubiquitin protein ligase activity.